This is a messenger RNA of Perca fluviatilis (European perch), 1699 nucleotides long. It is a transcript of the gene gins3, whose product is annotated as GINS complex subunit 3. The record is from RefSeq and is a predicted model, not a curated record. Lineage: Eukaryota; Metazoa; Chordata; Actinopteri; Perciformes; Percidae. Bases 247 to 876 code for a protein of 209 amino acids. The transcript is spliced from 4 exons. Gene Ontology annotation, biological process: mitotic DNA replication initiation. Gene Ontology annotation, cellular component: GINS complex.
UAAAAACCAUAGACUGUAUAACAGGUAAAAACACGGACAACUUGACUCAGUUCGACUCAGAUUGAAUCGAUUGCUCUGCUCUAGAUCUGACAGCAGCGCUCUGAUUGGUCAACAGGUCCUGGCGCCAAAAUAGCAAGGAGGAAGAAGACUGGUAAACACAACAGGAGAGGUCUCUGCUCACAAUUUCAGUAUUUUCAGCAUAUACUUGAUAUAAAACUACUACUUUCGGUCUUAUUCGGGCACACAAUGGAUACACAGUCAUAUCUACCUGUACAACCCGGGGUGGGGAUGGGGGAGAAUUUCCUGUCUCUCGACGAUAUUGUACUCUCUCAUGAGAGACUUCCCAUCCGGACAGAGUGCCGUUUUCCCCGGCUGGGAUUUCUGGAGAAGUCGAGUGACUCGCAGGACAUACCGGAGGUCGGUAAACUACGUGUGGGUUUUUGGCUGUUCCAAGUCUUGAAGAAGAGGAGAGUGUUGUCAGUGGAGCUUCCGAAGGUGUACAGAGAGGGCUGGAGGACGGUGUUCAACGCAGACCCCAACGUAGUGGAUCUGCAUAAGAUGGGGCCCUACUACUACGGCCUGGGGUCCCAGAUGCUGCACUUCGACAGCCCAGAGAACCCCGAGAUCGCACAGACGCUGCUGCAGACGUUCAUCGGUCGCUUCAGACGGAACAUGGACUCCUCCCAGAAUGCCUACAACGAGGACACGUCUGCGCUGGUGGAGCGUCUGGACUGCCUGGAGAAGGCUCUGUUCACGUCGGGGCAGAGCGGCCUCAACAGCUUCCAGAGCUGGGAGAAGGGUCAGGCCUCCCAACUCACCGCCUCCAGUCUGGUUCUCAACUACCGCAAAAGGAAGAUCACUGAUUUACAGCCCUGACCUGCAGCUAAAACAUACAGAGACUGGCCAGAACUUAAGUCAGUACUUCAGAGCUGCACGACGGCAGCACUGACUUUUACAUUCAUUUUCAUUUCGAUGACCCUGCAGGGUUUCCCCCAGAAAAGUUGUGUAGCCCGGUGGCAAGUGUCUUUUUUUUUCGACGAGGUCCCAGGCUGGGGCCCAAUCACAGAUCAGGGGCUUUCCUGCAUGAAGGAACUUUUGGCGCAAAAACAUUGAGAUAGAUAUGGAUUAGGAUUGAAUUGAGACAGAUUUCUAACCGGUUAAAAACUUCUCGCCGUGGUUUACUUUGGUUUUUCGGAUCGACCAACUCUCGGGUAUUGUUCGCAGUGUUUAAACAGACUGGACUUUGGGGUCAAGUGUACUCAGAUCCAGGCCCAGGUCCCUAAUCUAAAAGCCCCCUUACUGCAUUAUAUUCCAUUGUACUUUAUUACUUUUUGAAUUAUCACCUGCCUCCUGAGUUCUGGGUUUUCCUUUCCAUAAAUAACGAUCUUUCCAACAUAAAUUGGUGCUCAAAAAUGUAUCAGAAUGCAGGAAAUGAAGUGUUUGGCACUCAAGAUUUCCUGGGGGAGGACCCUCAGCAUUUUAUUUAUUUUGUUCCAUUGUAUGAGUUUUAUGUAAUCUCGACAAUCUGACAGUGUGUUCAUGAUCACUUGGUGUUUUAUCAAAAGUACUGAAACCGUUGGUUUAAAAGUUGGAUUUUUGAUGGAAAUUCAUUGAUCUAUGAAUAUGAAUAGUUGGUUGCCGAAAUUUGGUUGUUGAUUAAUUGUUUUAACAUGUAUCAAGUAAAGAUUCCUAAAAAUUG